Histoplasma mississippiense is the source of this 1785-nucleotide messenger RNA. RefSeq lists its product with no specific name. The coding region runs from base 1 to 1785 and encodes 594 amino acids. Lineage: Eukaryota; Fungi; Ascomycota; Eurotiomycetes; Onygenales; Ajellomycetaceae. The transcript is spliced from 5 exons. The record is from RefSeq and is a predicted model, not a curated record.
AUGCGGAAAAGUCCCCAGAAAAAUCUGAGAGCGCUGACGAUGCUGGAUCCUACUACGUUGCGCAAGACUCUCUGCCGUGUUCAACUGCUUCUACCGCAUAGUAUUCAGAUAGACCAUGAGCCUGAAGAUAAUCUCGUGGAUAUCGACCAGAAUCUCCAACUCCCAGACGCAACACCUCUGCAAACCUUCUCUUCGCAAGGUCCUCCCGAUGAUCCCUCUGCUAUGACUCUCGACUGCGAAAAUACGGGCCCUCCGGGUGGUGACAUACCUGGCUGGGAGACUGAUCUAGCUGAGCGGGAAAAGUCGAUGAACAACACGUGUCCUUCUGCUAGACGUGCGGGGUCAUUCGAUCCGUUGCAGGGUCUUCUCGACAAAGGCAGUGAUGAAGGCCGUGAGACCGUUCUUCCACCCUUGGCGGGGCCUGCCUCCGACGCGGCCCUCGUUGACGACGCGGACAACCCCGUCGAUUGGCAGAGUUGGAUCAAUGAUGACUUUCUGGUGGGCCCCCCCAACGUUGAUUCCGAAACCUGCGUCGAUACCGAGGGGGUUCGCAGCAGCCAGGGCUGUAGCCCACAAUCCAGCGCUGCAACCGGGCCCGCCACCGAUCGUUCAGUCUCAGUCGAUCCGAGCGGCAAAGCCUGCACGGACAUGGCAGAUUCUGACCUCAUGGUCCACGACCCCGGGGAUGACAUCGGAUCGGACCCAUGCCCGACCGUAUCCUACCCAACCCCCGUGUCAAACCCAUCUAACACUCCCAGACCUGCAAGCAGAGUUGUUAAACGACGCCAUAUAAUGUCUUCUGGUAAGUCUAUAGGACGGAGAGGCGGAAAAUGGCUAGAGUCGACACAGAAAGGAUGUCCGGUCUCCCCGUCAAGCGUCUUCACUGCAGAUCGGACUGGUGGAUCACAUGGAAGUCGAUAUCCUACUCUGGAGUCAAUGUUCCCUGAAUUAUCCCAUGCAGACCUGAAUGUAGUCCGGAGAAAAGGUGACAGACUUCUCCAUUGUAAUCUCCCGGAAUUCUUGGCGACCCAGUCAACGAUAUGGAGAAUGAAAGGAUUCUGGGAUCAGCCCGCGGUCACGCUUCGCGUGUCGCAAACCGCUCCGCGAAAGGAUAACUAUGCUAAAGUAUUUAGGUACGUUGAGGCUAUGGGAAAACAAGAAGAGGCGAAUUUCAUGAGGAUCCGCCUCGGGCGGACCUUACUCUACCUCCUGUACAUCGAAGAGCUGGAGGAGACGGAAAGCAGACGGGGUAGUGGAAUUAGAGAGCCGGGCAAGGUGAAGACCGAAGCCAUUAACAGUCUCCUUGAGGGGAUUUACGCUUCUGAAGGCCAGGGGGCCCCUAUCGAUGAGAAAAAACGGCAGAAGAUACGGAAGACGUUCCAUCAGAAGAAGCGUUUUGGCCCCGGGGCUCUCUUGGCCUGCAGCGAACAAACAGGGAUGAAAGUGAACAACCCUAAGUUUCCGCUCGACGCCUUGGUUGCAUAUCUUUUGCAUGGCCGGGCGGGGGAUGUAGCGCUGUGCCAUCAAUUUGACCAUGCUGCAAGGUGCCUUUUGAUGAAAGGCGAAUUCCGGUGUGAAUUCACAAGAGGGGAGAUCCAAGCUUGGAUUGAUCGGUCAACGGAGCCAGAUCACGCGGCUGCACACGUUCCCCGCUGGAGGAAAUUUGAGCCUCGUGCGGCUGCAGAAGUCGCACAGGCUUUCCUCCGUGAAUGGAAGGAAGGAAAGUCGGGCGAACUAGUAGACCGUGCCGGUGUGGACCAUUGCGCCUUGGACGAUGAAUGCUAG